AAAAUAAAUAUCAAAAUGGUGAAACUCUGGAACGCAGUUCUAUUAACUUUUUUCUUAUUAUCUUGCUUAUUAUUUUCAGCAUCUGGUGAUAAAUUAGAAGACAGUAUAUACAAAACAAUUAAAUAUUUCAAACCAUGCACUAAAUUGCUUAAUGCUACUCAUCAGAUUGGAUGUACAUCCAGUCGUAAAGGUAAUGUUGGUGUUGUUCAUUAUAUUGACUCUGAAGAAAGUUUUAAUUGGUUAUUGCAUGAAGGAAAACAUGAUCCUUAUGUCCCCUUGUUUACAGCUGAAUAUUUCACACACGACAGAUUGAAAAGGUUAAAAGAUGCCCACAAAAUCUCUGGAGCUUUGGUUCUUCAUGAUAAUAAAACUACUCCCCCAAGUUCAGGCUUUUCACCAGAGUAUCCAUGUCCAAAUCAAAAUUUUGAUAUUUGCAAUGCUAAUGAGCAGGAACACUGUUGUGAUGCUGGUGAUAAAAAUUCAUCAUGGAAUCCUAGUGGCUCAGCAAUGUCGUAUAACUACUACGAUUUUCCUAUCUUUGCCCUUUAUGAUCAACAUGAAUAUGAUCAACUGAUAGAGUGCUAUAGAAAACACAACAAAGCAAUGAAUAAUGAGAAGCCCGACUAUCCGCUUUGUGGAGUUGAGUUGCGAUGCUUUAUGUAUGCUGCUAAAGAUACACCGACGUGUUUGAGGAAAGGUGAAAUACCAAGUUUCUCUGAACAUAUGUUCUGUGAUCCAUUGGGUGACGUCAAUGUUUGGGGAACAUUGUUUCCAUUACAGAAUGAAACAAAUCCUGAAGUUGUGCUUGCUACUGCAAAGCUUGACAGCUCAGCAUUUUUCCAUAAUUUUGCAUUUGGGUCAGAUAAUGAUGGCUCUGGCAUAGCAGUUUUACUCGCUGUUGCAGAUGCUCUUGGAAAACACAAACGAAAAGGGUCAAUUAAGCCUCCUGAAUCGAAAAAGAAGAAAAGCAUAUCAUGUUUUCAUUUUUUAACGGAGAAUUGGGAUUAUAUUGGCUCAUCGCGUAUGGUUUAUGAUAUGAUUAACGGUUAUUUUCCAAGGGAUGUCAGCAGUAAGUUUCCAAAGAUCGGUCUGUCUAAUAUUUUGUAUUAUAUGGAACUUAACCAAGUCGGUUUGUCCGAUGAAAAUUCGUUAUGGGCCCACAGUCACCCAAAUCAACAUAAAGAUGCUUCUGUGAAGGCUAUGCUAAAUUUGCUAUCUAAAUUUGGUGCGACUGUGAAUUUGUCUAUUGAAAAUCCAUCUGCGAAUUCGUCACAUCCCCGACCAUUGCCUCCUUCGUCUUUACAAAGUUUCCUAAAAGAAAAUGGAGGUGUUCCUGGCGUAGUUAUUACCGACCACAAAGCAGCGUACACGAAUAAGUUUUACAACAGUCGUUUUGAUGAGUUGGAUUUGUUUCAAAGCAGUGUAAAGAAUAUAACAAAUUUGGCAACAACUGUUGCCAAAACGUUGUAUAAGUUAGCGUACAACGAAACAAAAGAUGACAUUGAAGCUAGUGAAGAGUUGGUAAAUCGACUGUUGAUGUGUCUGUACAAUACAGGAGAUUGUUCUGUAUUUUAUGAUGCUGUUUCGACAAUACAUAAGGCGUCAGAAAGAAGAAACAUCGCACGUUAUGUUGGAGUUUUCUCUGAUAGUGGCCAAGUUAACCUUUUCUCAAGCUUGAUAAAAUACCUGCUCUCUUAUCUCACAGGAGAAAGACUCAAUCAAACGAAGUGUGAGCGUGAAGUUGAUUAUAAUAUAUAUAAGAGAAGUAUAAAGGAAUGCGUGCGAGCCAGUGUUUACACAUCUAUAGCGAAAUCACCAGCAUUCGAUCUUCAUGAUUAUUCUAGCAAAUAUUAUUCUACUUGGACCGAAAGCAGGUGGGAAAGUUGUGGAAUGCGAAUGUUUCUAAUUGGUGAUCCUGUACAUGAGGCGAUAACACUAACCUGUGGUAUUGUCGUCACUUUGUUAUCCUUGGUGGCUACCGUGUUUAUGUACAUGAAAGCGGAACAGUUAUUUGUGUCUAGUGACUGCGUGAUGGUUAUCAAUGACAAUAUGCAAUCGUAAAGAACAUUUCCUUUCUUCAUCAUCAACAAAAAUUUAUUCCAUGAGGAAUUUUUCCUUGUUGUGUGAAGCCCGUAUGAACGAAAUUCUUUUUUAAUGAAGCUGCAUUUCUCGUUGUCACAACUACAUUUUGUUAAGUACAUGUAUGAUACACAUACUGUGAAAGUUCAUCUACGAUAUUUUAUCAGAUUUUGUUUAAAUUGAACUGCAAAAGUAGAUAAAAAAAAACUGAAUUUGUUAAUGUCCAUCAAACAAAGAGUAUUUCUAGAUUAAUUGAAUAAGAAAUAUGAAAUUAACAAAUGAGAAUUUGUGAACGAUGUGUCCAAAAGCUUUGUAAAUUAAUUCGUAUAAAUAACAUUAAUAACCUUUCCGAUGGCUAGCAUCUUUUUCUGAAAUUUUCGCCAAACUAUGUAUGUGCAGUAAUAUUUUCCCAAGAAUAAAAAAAAACAUUAAACUGGUCAAAA
Messenger RNA from Xenia sp. Carnegie-2017, 2522 nucleotides. RefSeq names its product nicastrin-like. Lineage: Eukaryota; Metazoa; Cnidaria; Anthozoa; Malacalcyonacea; Xeniidae. Gene Ontology annotation, biological process: protein processing. The record is from RefSeq and is a predicted model, not a curated record. Gene Ontology annotation, cellular component: membrane.